CUUAAAAUUGAGUUGCAAAAAUCCAAGAGAAACAACAAACAAACAAGAAAAUUUGAGUGUUGAACACUAAAACCUUUAUCAAAGAUAAAACUAAUUUAUUAACUAGGUAGAGUAGGUAGGAAGUAUAAUUCAGAUACUGGUAUGAUAAAAUUUAGAAACAUUAACUCUCAGUCACAAGGUUUUUAUAUUAGUUCGUGUACUAAACAUGUGACGUCAAAUUCAGUAUCUAUUCAUAAAAUUAAUCGAUUUAAAACAACGAUUCAACAAUUAAUUCAAAUCAGCACAGCACAAUAAAAGACGUGCGAUACUAAAAAUCUUUUACAGUAAAAGUAAUAUAAAUUCAACCGACCAAUAAAAAUACUAUAUGAAAAAUUUUGUACGUGUAUGAACCAAAAUUAUAUCUCUCAACCUACGCUCAUUGUAACACAACCCCGGGGUAUAUAAAGGAGGUUUUGCUUCGAAGGAACGUAGUCAAAGAUUUGCCUCUGAGGACUAAAGGUGGUCUCGCACUAAACGUCAAAUAAUAUUUGAAUUCCGAUCGCCGUUUGUUUUUUAAAUUGCUUUCUAUUUUGUGGAGUUCGCGGCAGCUUUGAUUGGUCAUCUGUUAUUAAAAUACAACCCGUAACCAUGGCAACCAACGUAACUCUGCUCCUGAUCUUCGUGACGCUCGCAUCGGUUACCGCCCAAACAUUCCAAUACUCCAGGGGAUGGACGAACGGCAAGCGCGAUGGCCACCGAGAGGCCAAGAGAGGCGACGAGCUUAGGGAAAUAGCCAGCAGCCUCGACAAGCUCCUCACUCCGUGCCAGAUGAGCAAGCUGAAGUACGUGCUGGAGGGAAAGCCGCUUAACGAAAGGUUGUUUCCCUGUGACUACAUCGACGACGAGGACACUCCUAAACGGUACAAGAACGAGAGAAACCAGGAUCAGCUAUUCGAAGCCUUCCAAUAAACUUUGAGCAUUGUUGAAAUCAACGCCAUCUAUCGCACUUACGCUGAACGUACUAGACAUGCAGCUCUCUUAAGUUUGCGUUUGUUUGGAACUGCGUUUAGUACAACUCUGGGUCCAUAGAUGUCGUUGUAAAUGGUUUUAUGCCAACUGAAUUAUGUGAAAUAAUUGAUUAUUUUAUUAAUGUAGUUGAGUAACUAAUACAAGGACCAUUUUGAUAGAUUUUAUUAUUGUUAAAUUGAUUGAAUGUAGUAUUUAUUUUAAGCAAUGCAUUUACGGCUGGUAAAGUGCAUUGCUAGGCCAAAGAUUAAGAAACUUCAAAUAUAUCCUUAGUUAUUAUGUUUCCUUGCUGAAAUUUUAUUAAUUAUCACUAAAUGCUUAUUAAAAUAAUGCAC
Trichoplusia ni (cabbage looper) is the source of this 1340-nucleotide messenger RNA. It is a transcript of the gene Crz, whose product is annotated as pro-corazonin-like. Bases 628 to 948 code for a protein of 106 amino acids. The transcript has 3 exons. Gene Ontology annotation, biological process: positive regulation of heart contraction. NCBI's taxonomy places the organism in Eukaryota, Metazoa, Arthropoda, Insecta, Lepidoptera, Noctuidae. The record is from RefSeq and is a predicted model, not a curated record. Gene Ontology annotation, molecular function: corazonin receptor binding.